This is a messenger RNA of Linum trigynum, 1495 nucleotides long. NCBI's taxonomy places the organism in Eukaryota, Viridiplantae, Streptophyta, Magnoliopsida, Malpighiales, Linaceae. The record is from the annotation of a GenBank genome assembly.
UUUAUGUGCUAUUCCCGAUUGAUUAAUCCAGAUCAUCAAAUGUGAGAUAGACCUCUUUUAUACUAUGCUAUUAUUGGUUGAUUAACUUGUUUCAGUGACCGACUGAAAACAACUAGUCAAGAAUCUUGAGGUUACAGAUUCGAAUCUCUUAAAUAGUACCUUAAUCACAACAAAUUAAAACCUAUAUUAUCAACCUUAAAAAAAAAACUUGAGGUUCCGGACCUUCGAUAAGCCUCAUCGUUCGGUGGUAGCCUGGGUCCAGCUACCAGAACUACCAAUCCAUUUCUACCACAAGGAGGUACUCUUCGCCAUGGGGAACUUGCAGGGAAGAACAAUCAAGCUCGAUUACCACACCGAACAUCUUGAACGCGGCAAGUUUGCAAGAAUAGUGGUAGAACUCGACAUGACGAAACCACUCAAAACCAGGAUCCGGCUGGACGGAUGUUGGCAACAGGUGGUGUACGAGAAUCUUCCAGAAAUAUGCUUUGAGUGUGGCCGUAUCGGUUACUCGGAGUCCACAUGUCCCACGCUCCACCAAGCGCCGGUAACACAACUUUCGUCGUUUUCAGCAUGACAGUUGUUGGCGCCGGAAAAUUCAUCGGUGGAACCGCCAGCGUGAUACGGCCCUUGGAUGCAAGUGGUGCGCAAAUCGCGGAAUCCAACCAGGAAAGCCUCCGUCAAUCAAGCCAAUUCAACGGGCAAGGGAGUCAGAUUAGGAAAGACAACAACGAAGUCACCACCGAAUCAAAAGAAUGAGAAAGGAAGCUUAACGAAAUCAAGAGUGGAGGAAGGAAAGGAAGAUCAGAAGGGCAAUGACACAAAGGGAAAGAAUAACUCUAAUAAGGGGAAAGCCCUGGAUGAUAACGGUAACACAACCAGCGAGACUUCGAAGCCAAGGACGGCCCAGGUCUGGCGGGUAGUCGAGCCCAACCCAAACAAGGCCCAUCAGGAUGAUGGGUCGCAAAGCUCUGUACAGGAAGUGGAUCACCGUACAGACAAGGGUAAGAAAGAACUAGCAAACACAUUGAAACCCAUUAAUGGCCCAACCCAUAAAACGAAUGAUGCCAUGGAUUCCUCCCCGGGCCUGCCUAGCAUCUUCCCAUCUCCGCCGCAAUUGAAAGCAAAUCCCCUCGAAAGUAUCUCUGUUAGGAAACACUACAGCAAACGAUCGAUGGGCACCAAGUCUAAUCCGACCAACAAGAAACCCGACCACCUCCAGGUUACGAAGAAGGAUCAAGGAUCGCCCUCAGCAUAUAGAAAUGGGAAACGAGCUAACGAGAAGAAGAAAGCUCCAAUUCCCCAAUAGGUGGUGGAGGAAUUCCUGGCCCAAUCGCAGCAUAAACCAACGAAUGAAGGAGAGAAAGAGGGAAGCGGUGGCUGAUGAUCUAAUGACCGAAACCCCUUCUAUCUCGGUCGACGAGCAGGAUCAGACAUUGGCGAUUAUGGCGAUGAUGAAUCUGUUGAAAUUAAAGUUUAAUUAAGAUAAAAGUUAGAA